CAACAACAACCACAACUUCAACAACAACAACCACUACCACCACAUCAACUACAACCACAACAACGACGACGACCACAAUUUCCUGCGACUUUGAUUUUAUGUCGGAAAAUACGUCGAUUCUCAAAUACAGUGAUCGUGAGAUACCCGUCUUUAACUUCAUCUGCCCGCUGCCAACGUCAAGAGUCAAACGGCAAGUCAGAGUGGGAAGAGAAGAGAACGAAUCACCCUCAUCCAGAUCCAACGAUGCAAAGUCGAAGAAAUCCCAGACUCUAAAUAGAAAACUCAAAGUUAAAGAUGAUAACGUUAAUGCUAAAAGAAGGAACAGAUCAAAAGUGAAUACCAAGAAAUCUGGUAUGAGAAAAUCGAAACUCAACUCGAAGAAAUCGGACAUGAGAAAAUCGAAACUCAACUCCAAGAAAUCGGACAUGAGAAAAUCGAAACUCAACUCCAAGAAAUCUGAAUUGAGGAAACUUAAAAACAAAACUAAAUUGACCUCGAAGAAAAACAACUUCAAUAAAACAGACAAUAAACGACAAAAUAACGGAGACAAAAAAUUAAAAAAGGGAAAUAGUGAAAUUAAUCAACACAAGAAGGAUGAUAAGAAACAGAAAGAAAUAUCCAUGAAGACGAAGAAGGUGAAGAAAGUGAAGAAGAACUCUGUGGCUAAGAAGAUGAAGGGAACAAGUAUUGAGAGACCAGAGACAAGAAGCAAAGAUCUCAAGAAGCAGGGAAUUGAAGAACACAAGGAGGAGUCAUCAUCGUCUCAAAGAACAGUGUUAGCCUCGUCAUAUGGUAACAAAAAAGGACUCUACGAUAUCAGCGACCUGUGCAACAGUAAGUACCAGCUGGACGACCCUGACGACCUCUUCUACUUCGGCUCGCCAGACCCACAGUCCAACCUUAAAAAGUGCAAGUUCACCGUCAAGGCCCCAACAGGCGUGUACGGUAACCUCUUCGUUGACUGCCUCAACUUUAACCUCAACAAAAAAGGAUGUAAAAUGGAAUCACUGCAACUCAAGGAGAAAGGAAGAAAAAGAAAUAAGAAGAAAUACUGCAGUAACAAGUUUGAUAACGCGUUCCUCGCUGAGAAAGAGGUGAAAGUUAUAUAUACAAGGAUACCAUACCAGAGAAAGACUUGUUCUGGGGGAUUUUUCUGCUACGUCGGUUUUAUCGAAAAGACUCCGGAAUAUGGGAAGCAGGAAGGUAAGAGUGAGUCCAUCGUAGCUCCACUGCCCAAGCAAAUCUAUGCUCCAGACCCCUUUGCUCACGACAUAUGUGGUGAGGUGUGGCUGAAGCCGGGAGAAACGCUGGUGUUUGCUUCCUCAAAUAACGCUUGGAAGGCUUCCUGUUCCAUCAAGUUUAAUGCUCCUGAGAACUGGGUGUUGACGCUCUCCUGCCCACACUUCAGUCUCUCCAAGCUAGGCUGCAAGACGGAAUCCCUCAAGUACACCGAGAUCGUCGCCGGCAAGAAGAUUAAGGGGAAGCACUGUGAGAGAGACGCCCCACAAUAUACAUCUCAGACCAACAUGUUGUUACUAAAGUAUAGACGAAAGGAGCUGCUGAAGACCAGGUGUUCACAAGGGUUCGUCUGCCAAGUAACUGUAGAGUCAGGUCUGGAUCCUCGACCGUUGUGUCCGUCGUGUGGUGUAGGUAAGGUAACUCCACCCAAUAGGAUUGUUUCCGGUGAGGAUGCUGACCAGGGGGAAUACCCGUGGCUAGUUCAGAUCUAUAUCACGGAUAUCGGUAACUUUUGUGGAGGCAGCCUUAUCUCCAGCCAUUGGAUUAUGACAGCUGCUCACUGCUUCUUCAGGAAUGGGACAAUAGGAGGCACUUCCAUCGAGGUGGCUCUUGGGGAACUGAUGCUUGAUCCACCAAAAACUUUUGGUAUCAGUGAAAUCGUCAUCCACGAGGACUUCGAUAUCAAUACUUUAACGAAUGACAUCACACUCAUAAAGUUGGUUGAUCCAGUCACCUUCACGCCCAACAUCGCCCCCAUCUGCCUCGCUACAGAGGAAGAUAUAAUGCCGGGCGAGAACAACGCUAUCGUGGUAGGCUGGGGUCUGCAAGGCUGUGGUCUGCCACAAGCGAGCACCUUGAAGGAGGUAUCAGUAGACUUGAUAACCGAUGACGUAUGCAAGGAUUUCUAUGAGAGUAAACCUCAGCCAAUCCCUAUACUUCCCACCCACAUUUGUUCUUCUGACCGAGAUGAAGGCGAUACUCCUCUUCUUGGUGACAGUGGAGGCCCGAUGAUGCAACAACUACCCGACGGCCGGUGGGUAGCUGUCGGCAUUGUCAGUUUCGGCUCUAUCUGCGAUUUUGGUGAGCCUGUUGUUUACACCCGCGUCCCAGCCUUCAUCCCGUGGAUCACCAAAACCAUCGGAAAAGCCAAAUGUUAUUAAAGUUAAUAUCUCCCGGCCACACGUUAUAUCCUCCUCCCUGUUCCUAUGGUUCCUGGCACAGUGCUGAGGGAUAAGAAGACCUCAAGACGUUGCUCCAACAUGGUCACUCUACCUGUCACCACGCUGAAGUAUUUCUUCUUCAGUAUAUUAUAUUGAGCGAUGAUUUGGUUGAUUUUCUUUAAGUUGUAUGCUAUUAUUUGCUAAUGCUUUGCACCCGCACAUAUGAACAAAAUUGUUAUUAUUGUUAUUAUU
This is a messenger RNA of Homarus americanus (American lobster), 2651 nucleotides long. RefSeq lists its product as uncharacterized. Gene Ontology annotation, biological process: proteolysis. NCBI's taxonomy places the organism in Eukaryota, Metazoa, Arthropoda, Malacostraca, Decapoda, Nephropidae. The transcript is spliced from 16 exons. The coding region runs from base 99 to 2399 and encodes 766 amino acids. The record is from RefSeq and is a predicted model, not a curated record. Gene Ontology annotation, molecular function: serine-type endopeptidase activity.